Molecule: messenger RNA, 2001 nt
Organism: Adineta ricciae
Lineage: Eukaryota; Metazoa; Rotifera; Eurotatoria; Adinetida; Adinetidae
Source: the annotation of a GenBank genome assembly
AUGCCUCAUCACCAUGUCGAUGACGACAAUUCACUCAAUACAGGAGAUUUCAGUGACAUCAGUAUUCGCCGACAUUGUUCUCAUUCAAAUUUGAAUCCAACCAACAUGAUCGAUCAUCUCAAAACAAAAGUUAAACGAAAAUAUAUAUCCACUAAGACUCCAUCGAAUACAAUUACCAUUACUGUUGACGAUAGUUCAUUAGAGCGUAGAAUUCAUAGUGCUGCAACAAAAGCAAAUGAUCAACAGAAUUUCCUACAAUUACCUAAUUUAUUAACGACACGAGCUCACUCACAACCAAAUAUUUCUUCGGCAGUAUUGACUGAUGAAGAUGGUAAUAGCAGCGCUCAUGACAACAAAAGCAACGAUGAAAAUGGUUUGUUAAACGACAAUAUCCUGCCCGGUUCUGAUCAAUUUGACAACGCUAAUGCGAACAGUCCAACAUCACAACGACACGACAUACAAAGGGCAUCAUCGGACAUUGAAAUAAGCAAAACGAAGUCCAAAACCAAAAACAAAUCUAAGAAAGAUUCGAAAAUUUUGUCGGACACAGUGUAUUUAUUAAUAACAAAUCAUUCUCAAAUACGCGGUGAUGAUUUCAAAAUUAUAUUCGAUGAGUUACCAUCUGGUGAACAAUUGAUCGUUGCUUCUCCAUGCAUCUGGGGAAAAGAUAAGUUUAUCCACGGACGAAUAUUUCUCUCGAUGAAUUAUAUAUCUUUUGAUACAUGUUUUACUCAAUUCGAAGAGAAUGUAUGCAUUGCUUUGAAAGAUAUCAUCAGUGUCAAACGCGAGAAACCCUCGGAAUUACUCUCGAAUGCGAUCAAACUGAAAACGAACAAAAGUAAAAAAUAUGUCUUUGCAAGUGUCGCACCAAGAGAACGCAUAUUCGAUGCUUUAUCUCGUCUGUGGAAAAAUGCGUUGUCGGAAAGUCCUAUGGACUAUCAGCAAAUCCGUGCGUCUAUUGUUACAGAUCAAUUAAGUGAUGAUGAAUGGAAUAGCGGCAAUGAAGAAUCGGACGAAAUAAUAAGCAAUCCAAGAAAUUCAUUAGACCCCAUUCAAUCUCGGUCAAAUUCGCCUAUACCCACGACUCAAUCUUUGCCUGUAUUUACAAUUUCGGAGGAGCUGCCGCAGAGUAGCUAUCAUUCCACAUGUCCAUGUGAAUCUCAUUUGGCUCGAUCAAUUGUUGACAAAACAUUUUCUUGUCAUGUUGACAAACUAUUCGAAUUAAUAUUCGAAGACAAUGCUUUUUCCCGUGCGCAUCAUGACGCUCAAAAGUUAAUAGAUUUUAGUUUUGGUGAAUGGCGUUUGGACAGUGAAACUGGCAAACGAAUACGUCAAUUUAAGUAUAAAACAGUCACUCAAUCUAUUUUGGGAACGAAUACAAUCACUUGUACAGAAAAAAUGAUAAUCGAAUCGGAAAUUCCUCAUUCGUUGUAUGUUGUGAGCACCGGCGUAUACAACGAAGGUGUUAAGUAUACUGAUUCGUUUUUUGUCGCUACACGUUACUGUAUGUUCCAACGUGAUGCUAAACACUGUCAACUGCGAAUAACGGCCGAAGUGAAAUAUAUCAAGAGUGUCAACGCUUUUAUUCGAUCUUUCAUCGAGAAGAACUGUAAUUCAUCGAUCGAUGAAGGAUUAAACAGCUUGGUUCGAAAGUUAGAAGGUGAAAGUUCAACAAACCGUCGACGUAAAAUCAAUGAGAGACCGCCAUCGGCAGUACCGAAAGAAUCUAGACAGAAAACGAAAGACGAAGAUACGCCUUCGGUCGAACAGAAAACCGAGUUGUUAUCAUCUAGUAAUCAGAGUGCUCAUGCUCAACCGAAUGUUCUCUCUAGACACGUCAGUUUGUUGAAUAUCAGUCUAUUCAUCGGCGUUCUUCUUAUACUCCUGCAUAUUUAUUUAUGUUUCAAAUUACACUCCAUCGAUGAAGCAUUACAAAAUCCUGCUGUUGCAUGUAUGAAUCGAUGCAGAAAAAAAUGUCUAAAAAAUCAAAUUCUCUCGUAA